CGAGGGACUACACUUCCCGUGGUGCCUUGCGGCGACAGCGUGGUUCCGCCAUGCCGAAGGCCAAGGGGAAGAAUCGGCGGCAGAAAUAUUCCUACAACCUCAACCGCAAGCGGCUCUACCGCAGCGCUCGCCGCCGCGCCGCCCCCCGCAUCGCCUGCUCGCACAUCCGCCAUGCCUGGGACCCCACCAAGUCGGUUGCGCAGAACCUGGCUGACAUGGGCCUGGCGGUGGACCCCAACAAGGCUGUCCCCAUCCCCAAGAAGAAGCUGCUGGGGAUGGAAGUGGAAAGCGAUGGAGGAGAGCAAGGGAAGAAAAUAGUGCGGAAGCCCUACGUGGUGAACGAGAUGGAAUAUGAGGCCAGUCUCCCCGAGAAGAAGUCGAACACACUCUCGCGAGACCUCAUUGACUAUGUGCAGUACAUGAUACAGAACCACGGUGAGAACUACAAGGAAAUGGCUCGAGAUGAGAAAAACUAUUACCAGGAUACUCCCAAGCAGAUUAAGAGAAAGAUCAAUGUGUACAAGAAUUUCUAUCCCGAGGAGUACAAAGGUUUCAUUGCAUCACUCAAGCAGGAAAAAAUGGAUAUGCAGUGACCACCUGCAAAUGCAGGCCUGACCUGACCAUUUUCUGAACCAAGCGGGGACUGACUGACAGGUGACAGCCACCCACGGGUUCAGUGUCUGCAAGAUGCAUGCAAGUCAAGCUACGCAAAGGUGCAAGGACCUUCAUUGGACAGGGAUAGUUAUAAGCAGGAGUGAACGAUUCUGGGGUGUGGGUUAUGGCACUGGACUGACUGUGCUGUGCCCUUCCCUUUCUGUGUGGCAGUCAGCAUUUCUUUUGCCUCUUUAAUAAAUUACUUUUUCAAGCGGUUGU
Molecule: messenger RNA, 873 nt
Organism: Cuculus canorus (common cuckoo)
Lineage: Eukaryota; Metazoa; Chordata; Aves; Cuculiformes; Cuculidae
Gene: NOP16
Product: NOP16 nucleolar protein
Exons: 5
Coding region: 51-593 (180 amino acids)
Biological process (GO): ribosomal large subunit biogenesis
Cellular component (GO): nucleolus
Source: RefSeq, a predicted model, not a curated record